Molecule: messenger RNA, 4051 nt
Organism: Leptidea sinapis
Lineage: Eukaryota; Metazoa; Arthropoda; Insecta; Lepidoptera; Pieridae
Gene: Nrt
Product: neurotactin
Exons: 6
Coding region: 269-2515 (748 amino acids)
Source: RefSeq, a predicted model, not a curated record
UUUUGUGAAUUGACAAAAGAACGUUGAACGAGGGGAGAGAAGCGUGAAGCAUGUCGGAUCUCGUUAUUUUUUAGCGCUGAAGUUAUGAUUACGGGCAUUUAAAGUAAUAAAAUUAUCGCACAACGCUUAUCUAAAUUUUAACCAAUGUUAAAACACUGGAUAACGAAGGAAGUUCUUUUAGCUUUAGUGUUAACUCGCCAUUGUAUUUAGAAUUAUUUAAAAAAUUCUUACUUUACAUGUUUGAUUGCAAUCAAAAAUAUUCAUUAACAUGAAAGACAUCGAUAUAAAUAAAAUUGAAGACGACAGCAAAACGGAUGAUAAAAAGCAAAUCGAAGAGGAAGAAAAGGUAGUGAUGCUGACGGCUGAAGGAGAUGCUGAGGAUGGUGUGGAAUUGCGCCAUGAUGAUGGUCCGGUAAAGACGAUAUUGUCUGGCGAUAUAACGGAACAGGGCAGAGAGGUCAAGCCAAAAUUCAUUCCGAUUGGAGCAAUUAAAAUGCCCGGAUUUUUUACCAGAAAUUCUGAUAGAGAUAAAUCAAAGGACGAAGAGGCUAUUGAAAAGGACACUGAAAAUGAAAAGGGAAAUGACAAAGUCGACAAUGAAACAAGUUUUAAAAAUCAUUUCAAAUUUCUGAAUAGCUGCCCAUUCACAAAAAAAUUAAACAAACCACAAAAUGAGACUGAUGGUAAUACCUCAAAAUCAAAGAAUUUAUUUAUGUUUGAUUUGAAAUAUUCAAAGCUGUUUAAAAGGCAGCACAAUAAAGAUCUGGAGGCAAAAUUGGCAUCAGUGGAAACACUUGAAGACAAACUCGAUACACCAAAUGAUGGAAUGGAAAAUAUUAAAUUGGAUAUCACUGAACCUGAGGAAGGUAAAGUGGCUACAAAAAUGCCACUGAAGGAGAGAAUAAGGCAGAAAAAGUUUAUAAUUGAUGAUAUUGUUGUAUGUGUUGGUGUUAUACUCCUCCUCCUUGUGGUUAUCAUCGGCAUUGUCAUUGGAGCUCUGGCCGGACCACCAACUGAACGCCCACUUCGCCUUGGGAAAUUUGUCAUCACCCAAACAACCUGUGGUUUAGUUGAAGGUGUUUUGGAUGAAGGUGUUUAUAACUUUUAUGGAAUCCCGUAUGCGGCAGCACCGAUUAAUGAGAAGAGAUUUACUUAUGCUCAACCGAUCAACAAUAUAUCAAUGUGCUGGAAUGGUACCCUGCAGGUUCACAAUCCUACUCCUCUGUGUUUACAGUUUCUUGAAAAUGCCACCAUUGUUGGUGAGGAAGACUGCUUAACUUUAGACAUUGUUACCCCACAUGUUAGAUACGAUACGCCACUUCCUGUAGUUGUUUUGAUCGGCGCAAAUAGUUUUGCUGGUGGAAUCAGUCCGGCGCAACCUUCACCUUUAUACGCUCGUACCAAAGAAGUAGUUUUUGUGCGGCCGAACUUUAGGCUGGGACCAUUCGGUUUCUUGGCACUUGAUAUUAUAUCCAAAUCUAAAUAUCCAAAGACUUCCGGCAAUUACGCGCUCAGCGAUAUUAUUGCAGCUUUAACAUGGAUUAAGUAUAACAUUAAGCAGUUCGGAGGAGAUGCCAGCUCUGUCACAUUGCUGGGUCACCGAGCCGGAGCUACUCUAACCGCGGCUCUCACGACUAAUACCAAAGCGCAGAAAUUAUUUUCUCGCGCAUGGCUCUCUUCGCCUUCAGUGAUUUUCCCGGGAAAUCCUUUAGAGGUGUCUGAGAAGAACAACGAAGAAUUUAAGCAAAGAAUUAAAUGUAGCGAUAUUGAUUGCUUACGCAGCAAGUCUACGUCAGAAAUACUUUCUGCUACUCCCGAAACAUGGUUGGGCACUUUGAUAAACACUCUGCCCAAAGCUGAUGAAUCCAAUCGUUCUUGGUUAGUAUUAGAUGGGGAUCUUUUGAGGACACAUGCUUAUGAAAAAUGGGAUGAACAGAAGGAGGCUAAAAACGAAGGCAAGGAGAAGGCUUUUAAGCCAAUGGUCUUUGGAACAACUAUGCACUCUGGCAAUUCAGAAACACUUCGAAUGAAACAUAUACAUUGGUCCUCCGAAAUUGUUGAGACUAUGGUAAAGGAAAGCUAUCUUGACGAGAAGAAUUUGACUGCGGAAGUAUUCAAACAUUUCAAUAAGAGUUACGUUGGAUUGGUCGAAUUGAUAUCUUCUAUACGUACAUUGUGCCCGUUGGUCAGCCUCGCCCGAAUGCGUUUGGCCGCCCCGAUGUAUGUCGUCCUGGGCUCCGGAGCUGGAGGUGGCAUUAAAGGGUCUGGAAUGGCUGAUGUCAAUGCUGAUAUUGAAGCUAUUCUUGGCACUUUUGAUUCAGAAGUUCUCGAGCAGCGUCGGUUCAUGGCAGCUAUGCAGCAACUUUUCUAUUAUUAUGUGUGGCACGGCCGUCUGUCGGGGCCGGAAACGGGGCUGAUAGCCGUCGGUCAAGACUUACUUGCACAUCCGGGUCUACCGGCUUGCGAUAUGUUCAUUAAAAAUGAUAUUGUUCCCCGGUACGCACACAUCGACUAAGUAUUCGCAUUUGAUAUGUAGUUUUACGUGUUUUCUUAAUUUUAUUUUUGUAGUGUAUGGUUAUUUUUUGUUCCCCACCUUCAAUGUGUAGGAGCCCCUUCUUAAACGGAGUACCUCUGUUCGCCAAAAAAUGCGCUAUUCGACAUUUCAUAAUUUUUUGAUAACCCAGUGCCCUGCAGUGUAACUAGUUUUUAUCCUGUGCGAUUAAAUUUGCCAAUUUUUGCCGAUUGAACGUGCCAUAUCUUUAAAUUUCAAUUUCGUUGGACUUCUUCUAAGAAAGGUACUCCUUGUUUAGAAUUACUGAGUUAAAAUUUAAUGAUUCGCUCUUUAAGAGAACCAUAAUUACCCUUAUUAAUUAAUCUACACUUUGAAAUAUGUUAAAAUUUAAUUAUGAUUAAUUGAAUCUCUUUUAAAAUACUCGAAUUAGACUAAGUUUUUUGAUAAUCGUACAAAUUGUGGAAUCCCUUUUACAAUUUUGUAGCAUACUCAUAAACCAAAUAUAAGACUGAAUAAGUAACUGAUGAAUCCAAAUUUUCUAUUUGAUCUCAUUUAUAUUUUGACUCAUCUGAUAUGCUCAUUUUAAGUGUAACUUGUGUUCUAGUGUUUCAUAAAAGACGUUACCUCCGAUUAUAUUCUGAUCAUGAUGAGGAGUGUAGUAUUAGGUAUAAAUAAUCUCUGAAAUGGCAUUUUACUUCGUAUUGUAUCGAAUGACGUCAUUUGAGCGAUAAAUUUGGUAUAAUAUUAUAUUUUUAGGCAAACUUGAGACGCUUCAGAGGUCAAAGUAAGUGUCGAACGCCUAAAAAAACCAGUAAAAGUUAUUAAAUAUCUGCUCUCACCUUACACGUCUCGCUUUCCAUUCAGAAUCGAAAAAUCGCCUAACGAAUGUCGCCUUCAUAUCCAAAGCGAUCGUUUAUUUUCUCCUUUUACAAUUUUAUUUUCUUUCCAAUGCCAUUCCAUUAAAAUAUUUAUUGAAUCCGAUUUGUUUGAGGAAUUUGCGAGAGCGCGCGGCAUCUAAAUAUUCGUUGAUCUCUGUGUUAAAUAUAUAAGUUCAAAGUUGAAUUAAAGUCUGAUAAAUAUCCAAAGAGUGAAUUAUAUGUUUUUUGUUAUAAACAAACUUAUAAUCUGUAGCAUUUAUACUGUGUGUGAUAAGGCCUCGUCAUGUAACCUAGGUAUUAGUAGAACGUAACAUUGUGUUUGUAAUAUGGACAAGUCUUGUAAUUGUAACUGUGAGCCAUUUUAAGCAGCUGUGCCUAUUUUUAUACGGUACGAAUAUACUCAUUAGUACAAAACUAUUUAAUAAGUGUUUCGAAAUAUUUAAGGCAAAAAUAAUACGUCGUUCAGUAAUAGGUAGGUAUGUAUGAGACUGUAUUUGUAAUAUUUUUUGCAGAAUAAUCUUUUUCAACCAUUUUUUUAGCAUUAGCUUAGAAGUAGGUUCAUAAUGAUCAAUGUAUAAAUAAGCUUUCAAUACAACGUUGCAAUAUUUUAAGUUUUUGUGCGCUUUAUUGUGUUUUUUUUAAUAAAAUGUAUGACUGCCAA